AUGGAUCAACGUAUACUAAAGAUUGAAGAACAUGUUAACGAGACAUUAAAGAAAGAUUUAAAAAAAACUUUAGAUGCUGGAGAUGUAAUCUAUGGACAAAUAUCUGAAUACUUAGAAUUAAAAAAUCUCAUUGAAAAGAUGAGAGAUAUUGACGUACCUCAAACUAAUUUAGAAACAAAAGUGAAUGUGGGAAGUAAUAUUUAUGUAAAUGGAAUCAUUCAUUCUCUUGAACCUAUUGCAGUUGAUAUCGGUCUUGGCUUUUAUCUUGAAUGUAGUCAUGCAGAAGCUUUAAAGUUGAUUGAAUCACGUGUUUCUAUCCUGAAUGAACGCGCUAAUCUGUACAAGAAAAAGGCGAUUUCUAUAAAGGCUCAAAUUAAACUCUUUUUAGAAGGUCUCCGUAAACUUCAAGAUAUCAAAUGA
This is a messenger RNA of Trichobilharzia szidati, 420 nucleotides long. Lineage: Eukaryota; Metazoa; Platyhelminthes; Trematoda; Strigeidida; Schistosomatidae. The record is from the annotation of a GenBank genome assembly.